This is a messenger RNA of Acipenser ruthenus (sterlet), 2256 nucleotides long. RefSeq lists its product as uncharacterized. The record is from RefSeq and is a predicted model, not a curated record. Lineage: Eukaryota; Metazoa; Chordata; Actinopteri; Acipenseriformes; Acipenseridae. The coding region runs from base 1 to 2256 and encodes 751 amino acids. The transcript has 3 exons.
AUGGGAGUGGGAAUGGAAGAGGAGGGAGAGAAGGUGGAGGAGGAAGGAAAGGGGGUGAUUGAAAAGGAGGGAGAAAUGAAGGAAGAGAAUAGGAAAGAGGGAGAAGAGGAGAGAAAAGUUAAAAUGGAAGAUGGACUGGGGAGAGAGAUUGGUGAAGAGGGAGGAAUUGAGGAAGAAGGAGUGGAGGGAGAAAGGGGGAAUAAGGAAAGAAAGGAGGGAAGGAUGAGAAUGGAGGAAGAGAAGGGAGAGCAGGGAGGAAUGGAGGAAGUGGUGGCAGGAAAAGGAGGAACUGGAAAGGAGGGAGAAGUGGAGAAAGAUGUAGGAAUUGAAGGAGAAAAGGGGGAGGAGGCAGGAGUACAACGAGAAGAGAAGGGAGGAGUGGAGGAAGGGAAGCUGAGAGAGAAGGGUAUGGCUGGAGGUGUUGAGGGAGGAGUUGUGGAAGAGGAGAGAGAGAAGGGGGAGGAGGGAGGAGAGGAUGGAAAAGUUGAGGAGGAAGGACUGGAGGAAGAAGGGGAAAAGAUAGGUGUGGAGGGAAAGGAGGAAGAUAAGGGGAAAGAUGCAAGUGUGGAUGAAGGAAGAGUAGAAAGGAAGGGAAAGGAGGAGGGAGAGAAUGGAGGAAAGGAGAAAAGAGUUGAUGAAGGAGAAGAGGAGGGAGAGAUAGGAAUGGAGGAAGAGGAGGAGAAAGGAAAUGAAAGAACAGUUGAGGCAGGACUGGAAAAAGAGGAGGGCAAGGGGGAGAAGGGAAGAGUUGAGGAGGGAGGAGUGGAGAAAAAAGAGAAGAGAGAGUGGAGCUUGGCAGGAGGAGUAGAGGAAGAGAAAUGGAGGGAAGGAGAAGAGGAGGGUGAGAUGGGAAUGGAAGAAGGAGAGCAGGGAGAUGAGGGAGGAGUUGAGGAGGGAAAAGUGGAGAGAGAAAAAGGAAAGGAGGAAAUAGAAGUGGAGGAAGACAUGGGAAUAGAAGGAGAUAAGGGAGAGGAGGAAGGAGUUGCUGGACAAAUAAAUGAAGGGAAGGGGGAGGAGGGAGGAAUGGAAGGAAGAGAGGAGGGAGGAGUGGAGGAAGGGGAGGUGGGAGAGAAGGAUAUGGCUGGAGGUGUUGAAGAGGGAGUUGUAGAAGAGGAGAGAGAUAAGGGGCAGGACAGAGGAGAGGAGGGAGAGAAAGAGGUUGAGGAAGGAGUUGAAGGAGUGGAGGAAGGAAAGUGGAAGAAGAGAGGAGAGGAGGGAGGAAAGGAGAGCAGAGUUGAGGAGAGAGGAGUGAAAGGAGAAGAGGAGGGAGAGAUUGCAAUGGAGGAAGAGAAGGGAGGAAAGGAGAGAACAGUUGAGGCAGGAGUGGAGGAUGAUGAGGGGGAAGAGGAGAUGAGGAGAGUUGAGGAGGGAAGAGUAGAGAAAGAUAAGGGGGAGAAGGGUUUGGCAAGAGGAGUAGAGCAAGAGGAAGAUGUGGAGGGAGAAGAGGAAGGAAAGAUAGGCAUGGAGGGAAAAGAGGAAGAGAAGGGAGGAAAUGAAAGAACAGUUGAGGUAGGACUGGAAAAAGAGGAGGGCAAGGGGGAGAAGGGAAGAGUUGAGGAGGGAGGAGUGGUGAAAAAAGAGAAGAGAGAGUGGAGCUUGGCAGGAGGAGUAGAGGAAGAGAAAUGGAGGGAAGGAGAAGAGGAGGGUGAGAUGGGAAUGGAAGAAGGAGAGCAGGGAGAGGAGGGAGGGGUUGAGGAGGAAAAAGUGGAGAGAGAAAAAGGAAAGGAGAGAGAAGUGGAGGAAGACAUGGGAAUAGAAGAAGGAGAGCAGGGAGGAGUUGCUGGACAAAUAGAUGAAGGGAAGGGGGAGGAGGGUGGAGUGGAAGGAAGAAAGGAGGGAGUGGAAGAAGGGAAGUUGGGAGAGAAGGGUAUGGCUGGAGGUGUUGAAGAGGGAGGAGUUGUGGAAGAGGAGAGAGAGAAGGGGGAGGAAGAGAAGGAGGUGGAGGAAGGAGUUGAAGGAGUGGAGGUAGGAAAGAGGAAGAAUACAGGAGAGGGGGGAGGAAAAGAGAGCAGAGUUGAGGAGAGAGGAGUGGAGGGAGAGAUAGCAAUGGAGGAAGAGGAGGAGGAGGAGGGAGGAAACAAAAGAACAGUUGAGGAGACUGUCCUGAGCGAGUGGGAACCAGAAGAGAACCACCCUUGCCCUGAACCCCCAGAGUCCCUCCCCCAGAAGAGGCGGCAGAGGAGAGGGAGGGGCAAGAGGGGCUCGGCAAAGAGGACUGACUCGUGUCCCUCAGAGACGGGAUUUCAAAUCCUGUAA